Molecule: messenger RNA, 4616 nt
Organism: Cyclopterus lumpus (lumpfish)
Lineage: Eukaryota; Metazoa; Chordata; Actinopteri; Perciformes; Cyclopteridae
Product: xenotropic and polytropic retrovirus receptor 1 homolog
Exons: 16
Coding region: 516-2621 (701 amino acids)
Biological process (GO): cellular response to phosphate starvation; phosphate ion transport
Cellular component (GO): Golgi apparatus; cytoplasm; plasma membrane
Molecular function (GO): inositol hexakisphosphate binding
Source: RefSeq, a predicted model, not a curated record
CCACACCUUUGUUACACCCAUCAACAAAGUGUUCAUGUGCGCCCCAGAUUGGGUUGUUAUAAUAUUUCCAACUGCACCUGAAGGCAGCGGGAGACAGAGUGAGAAGUCGAGGCUGAACAACAGGGAGAGGAGGGGGAAGAUAGCGAGACCCAGCCGCUCGCGCACAGUAGGCUUGUUUACCAUAACCUAACCGCUAUUGUGCGAUAUUGGCGCAACAACAGAUAAAAGCACAUUAGAGGCAUGUCCUUUCGCUAAGAUGUUAACGUUACUCCACCAGCACUUCGUCGAGUGUGUCUAAAACGGCUGAAGUGUGCGCCGAUAGCUAGUUCGGUUACAGUUCAGACGAAAAAGGCAUCUCUCUGUCUUUUACCGUGCAGCACGAUCGUAAUCUCCGGAUGACACUUUGUGAGUGAACGUUUGGCAACCGUUUCGGCUAAACCUCCCGCUGCUCGGGUGACCUACCGUUCCUGGUUCUCUAAAAACAGCAGGAUAGGGGAAACCACCAAGCUGUCAAAAUGAAAUUUACAGAGCAUCUCUCGGCUCACAUCACGCCGGAGUGGAGGAAGCAGUACAUCCAGUACGAGGCUUUCAAAGAGAUGCUAUAUGCUGCUCAGGACCAGGCCCCAUCUAUUGAAGUCACAGACGAGGAUACAGUUAAGAGGUACUAUGCCAAGUUUGAGGAGAAGUUCUUCCAGACGUGCGAAAAAGAGCUGGCCAAGAUCAACACCUUCUACUCUGAAAAGCUGGCUGAGGCUCAGCGGCGAUUUGCCACGCUGCAGAAUGAGCUGCAGUCAUCGUUGGAUGCCCAGAGGGAGAGCUGGGCUAACGGGCGGAGCUUGAGGAGGAGGAAGACAGUGUUUGCCCUGUCGCAGCAGGAGCGAUGCAAACACAGAAACAUAAAGGACUUGCAGCUGGCCUUCUCCGAGUUCUACCUCAGCCUCAUACUGCUGCAGAACUACCAGAACCUGAACUUUACAGGUUUCAGAAAGAUCCUGAAGAAGCAUGACAAGAUUUUGGAGACGUCGAGGGGUGCCGACUGGAGGGUGGUUCAUGUUGAAGUGGCUCCAUUUUACACAUGCAAGAAGAUCACUCAGCUCAUCUCUGAGACCGAGGCGUUGGUCACCACAGAAUUGGAAGGAGGUGACAGGCAGAGGGCCAUGAAGAGACUGAGGGUUCCUCCCCUGGGAGCUGCACAGCCUGCUCCUGCGUGGACUACCUUUAGAGUCGGGCUGUACUGCGGAGUAUUCCUCGUCUUAUUGGUCACUGUGGUCAUUACAGGUAACAAAUACAUACACACACAUAAAAUUCUCAAACAUCAAUAUAAUAGUGCUGAUGUUUGGCCUAUGAUCAGGAUCUACAGAGGAGGCUUCCUGUUAAUAGAAUUCCUCUUCUUGUUAGGCAUCAACACCUACGGCUGGAGGCAGGCUGGAGUUAACCAUGUACUCAUUUUUGAACUCAACCCCAGAAACAACCUAUCACAUCAACAUCUGUUUGAGAUUGCAGGUCUGCUGGGGGUGCUGUGGUGUGUCAGCCUGCUGUCCUGUCUCUUCAGUGAUAGCAUACUGGUACCAAUGCAGGCUAACCCUCUUGCCCUCUACGGCCUCUUCCUCCUCUUCCUCAUCAACCCCUUCAAGACCUGCUACUACAAGUCACGCUUCUGGCUGCUCAAACUCUUGUUUCGGGUGGUGACGGCUCCGUUUCAUCAUGUUGGCUUUGCAGACUUCUGGCUGGCUGACCAGUUGAACUCGCUUGGUGUGGUUCUGAUGGAUCUGGAGUAUAUGAUCUGUUUCUACAGUUUUGAACUUGACUGGAAAAAACACGAUGGACUCAUUAGCAGUGAAGGUAAAGAUGUGUGUAAUUCCUACUCCUAUGGCGUCCGUGCGGUGAUCCAGUGUCUUCCUGCUUGGUUCCGAUUCGUCCAGUGUCUUCGACGUUACCGUGACACCAAGCGAGCAUUCCCUCACCUGGUGAACGCAGGGAAAUACUCCACUUCCUUCUUUGUUGUCACCUUUGCUGCCCUAUACAGCACACAUAAAGCUGAAGCCCAUGCUGACGCCCAGAUCUUCCUCUACUUGUAUAUCGGCUGUUUAGUGGUCAGCUCAUGUUACACACUUGUCUGGGAUCUGAAGAUGGACUGGGGCCUGUUUGACCGCAACGCAGGAGAGAACACCUUUCUGAGAGAGGAGAUAGUCUACCCACAAAAGGCCUAUUACUACAGUGCUAUAGUGGAGGAUGUGCUGUUGCGCUUUUCAUGGACUUUAACUGUCUCCCUGAGCACAGUCUCUGGGUUACAUGGCAUCUCGGACAUACUGGCGACUAUACUUGCCCCAAUGGAGGUCUUUAGACGUUUUGUUUGGAACUUCUUCCGAUUAGAGAACGAACACCUGAAUAACUGUGGUGAGUUCAGGGCCGUAAGGGACAUCAGUGUGGCUCCGCUCAAUGCUGACGACCAGACACUGCUGGAGCAGAUGAUGGACCAGGAGGAUGGAGUCAGGAACCGGCAGGGCAAGAAGAGCUGGAAAAGGAGCUACAGCAUGAGUCUACGCAGACCACGACUAGCCUCACAGUCCAAGACCCGUGACACCAAGGUUUUGAUAGAGGACACCGAUGAUGACUCCUGACAUCAGGCCACGCCCCUCGCCUGGGUCCAGAAUUUAUUCAAAGGAGGAAACUCCACCUCCUAACUGAGGAAUUACCCAGCGAGUUGGGCGUUGAACUCUCAACCAAGGACCGGUUUUAAACACUCAUGCCUAUGUAAUCCUUUCUCCAAUGCAUGAGCCGCUACAUGGGUUCAGAACUAUUUGAAGUAUUUCAAGAGAGAAACUUUCACCCCUUGAGCAAACAACCCAGCAACAUGGCCAUCAAACUCUUACCCCUACCUACCUUCAAUGAUAAUCAAGGGUGGGCUUACCACUUAAACUCUACCUUACCGAAGCAGUGGGUGGAAAACGUCUCCUCUUGUCACCCACAGUCACCCAGAGGGGAACUCUCUAACUGCAGUCAUUGCUUGAGCUCUCCUAACAGCCUCAGGCUAGCAUGAACAACGCAGCUAAAUGGAAUGCAAGCCGAUCACCCUGACAGGAAGUGUCCCUGCUCCCCCUCGAUACCCCUCAGCUUCCACACAGGCCGACAACUUCAAACCUGCUGCUGUUGAGGACCAAAAGGUUUUCUCCUUGCCUUUAGUUAAUAGUCUCCAGCUACACCACACCUCAAGAGAUGAGUUCACUUUUAAUUUGGACCUCAGAGUGGAUCUAAAGCCAACUUUUAUCAAUAAGAGAAUAUAAGGGAUGAAAAGUGUCCUCCUCCUUUCGGCAACCUUUUAGGCCUUGUGCCCUACUCCCUGACCCUUGGCUAUGCUGACAAGCAUUUGGAAAAGCCGAUCAGUCACUGGCUUGACUCCCUCACUCACUCAGCUUGCCCCUUCAAAUCAUCACAGAGCUGCCUACCUGCACCUUAGACGCUUUAGAAACACACACUCAGAAACACACACUUUUUAGGAGUGAAUUGGAGUGGAAUGCCUAUUGUGUGUUCACACGCACACAAACAGGGAUUUAAAAUGUUUUAUUGUUUGUGGAUGAGCGUUACAGAAAAAACACACAUAAACUAGUAAUUAUUUAUAACAGUGGUUGUAAAUAUGAGACGGACCAAAGUAGGAAGUGUGAAAAUAUUCAUGAAAUAUCAAAUACUUUUUUUUUUUAAGUACUAAGUUCAUACUGCAUGGAAUAGCAGCUGGAAUGACUGUUCAACCGUGGAGAUUUUGAUUCUGGAAAAAGAUGAAGAUCACCUUAAACAUCCUGUGGUAAAAAAAUAAAUGGAAAUGGUUUUACUGAAUGUAUGCCAACUUAUGUAUAAGUGGGAGGGAUACCUGUCAAUUCAUUAGGCCAAUACGUUUUUGUAAACUUGAAAGGUCCAAAUCAUUUAAAUUUGUUGUCCCCUGAUUGAAUACUUUACUGGUUUAUGAAACAGUAACUUGGGUCUGUCAAACUGGUUCAUUAAUAUGUGACGAUGAUGAAAAGGAGGGAGGUCACCUGUCUAUCACAUAUUGGUUCAAAGUUUAACAUUGAAAAGGAUGGUGUAGUUCAACUUGAAUCUGGGGGAAGUGACUCUUCAAGCUGGUUUGGUGGUUGGGGAGUGAAUCUGAUUGACUGUGUUUACACUGCAUAACUCAGGUUCCAUAAACACUCCGGUUUGGAUUUAAUACUUUAACAGAAUGGGGGCUGGUUAUAAUAAAUAACAUAUUUGUUUUAAGACAAAGUCAUUUUAAUGUAUUUGUAUGUAAUGUAAUGUUACUGAACUAUUCAUCACAUGUUGUGUACCUACCGUAAAUUCUCAAAUAUCGACUGUCUAAAAACAGUCUAUUCUUAAAAUGUUCCUGCUUCCUAAUUCAUACAAAUUCUAAACUUUUUACACUUAGUCUUGCUGAAAUAACUAUACUGUCCAUUUCCACAACAACAGUCAUGUCACUCUCUGCUGCUCUGUUUCCCUUUAUCACAAAUACUCUUUUCAUUCACUAAUUAUUUCCAGUCCAUACGGUUUUCCUUGUGUCCCAACUUCUCUUACUCUACCAUCAAUGAAACUCAACGCUUCCUGCACUAUUAAACAUCCCAUUAAAAGUA